Molecule: messenger RNA, 486 nt
Organism: Enterobius vermicularis (human pinworm)
Lineage: Eukaryota; Metazoa; Nematoda; Chromadorea; Rhabditida; Oxyuridae
Source: the annotation of a GenBank genome assembly
AUGAAUGAUGACUGUGUUGUGCGUAAGCUAACGGCCGAUGGGGAUGGAGCUGGAGAUGACAAGAGAUUUGUUACUUUCAUAAGCCACCUCUUCAAAAUCACCCGAGAACGGGAUCCAGCUCAGAUCCAUAAUCAUGUGCUUUGGUUAAAAGAAACCCUCGAUGCUGCAGAAAUUACGAUGGAAAAGCAAGUUUUGUUAGCAGCCAUGAAUGAUAAACAUAUCGAAGAAUACAGACAUUUGGCUGAAGAAAUCGACAAAUCAGUAAAAGAAUCGUACGAAAGGAUGCGAGAAGCAAAAAAAGACCUUCUGGUAGCUAAAGGUGUAAGGAGAAACAAAGAACAGUAUGAGUUGUUAGCUGGGAUGAUACAACAAAUCCCGUCGAGAGAAGAAAGUACAGCAAAACUGAUUGCCCUGAAAGACGAAUUAGAAGAAUUGCAUGAGAGGCAGCGGAAGCUGGAGUAUAAGGUUAUCAAUCAAUGUUACUAA